AUGCCUUUUAGAAGAAGAAACAACAAUGCUUCGGCAGGGGUUGAUCUGUCGUCAGUUAUCAACAAAGGAAGUUCAAAAAUCAAAAAGAAGAUAAGAGAUAUCAAAAGACUCUUGAAAAGAGACAAUCUACCAUCGGAUUUGGUGAUAGCGAAUGAGAGAGCACUCAAAACGCUUGAAGGGGAACUUGAGAACGUCGAGGAGAACAAGAAGGUGAGAAAGCUUAUUUCAAGAUAUCAUAAAGUGCGAUUUUUCGAGAGAAAGAAAGCUGCUCGUCAUUACAAGCACGAACUGAAAGUGUUAAAGGAAUUGAAGCAGAAGGUAGAAGAAAGUAAAGAUACUGAAGAAAAGGAGAAGAUUGAAGAGGAAAUAAAGAAGCAGGAGAAAAAGGUUCACGGUAAAGCAGUGAAUUUCGCAUAUACGCUCAACUUUCCAGAAACUGAAAAGUAUGUUUCUCUAUACAGGCAGAACAAUCCAGAAGAUGUCGAGAAGAUGACAUACAAGGAAAAGAAGGGGUUGAAAAAGACAGAGGACACUAGAGAGAAGUACAAGGCGGAGUUUUCGUCCCAGCUGAAAAGCAAUAGCUUGCAAGUAAGCUUAGAGGAGGGACUUCGUCAUAAUGGAGGAGGAAAGAGAGUUUACAGAAAGAAGAGAGAUGGAAAGGAUAAUUACAAUAACAGGGAGGAGAGAAAAGAAGGAAAGAAGAACACAGACAAAGAAGAGGAAGAUGACUUCUUUGAAUGA
Messenger RNA from Brettanomyces bruxellensis, 741 nucleotides. RefSeq lists its product as uncharacterized. Bases 1 to 741 code for a protein of 246 amino acids. The record is from RefSeq and is a predicted model, not a curated record. Gene Ontology annotation, cellular component: preribosome, small subunit precursor; nucleolus. NCBI's taxonomy places the organism in Eukaryota, Fungi, Ascomycota, Pichiomycetes, Pichiales, Pichiaceae. The transcript has a single exon. Gene Ontology annotation, biological process: maturation of SSU-rRNA from tricistronic rRNA transcript (SSU-rRNA, 5.8S rRNA, LSU-rRNA).